GCACCAACUAAUUCUCUCUCUCCUUCUCGCUUUCUUUUUUAUCACAAAAACCCUAAACCCUAUUUCUCUAAACCACAGAUUUCAUAGAUCCAUGGCGACCGCCGCGUUGCUCAGAUCUCUUCGUCGACGAGACGUCGCAUCUGCUUCUCUCUCUGCCUUCAAAUCCUUAAACGGAGCCAAAACAUCAUGGACUGGAUCACAUUUGAGUCACAAAUUAGGAGUAAUUGCGAGACCCUUCAGUUCGAGGCCUCUUGGAAAUGAAGUCAUUGGGAUUGAUUUGGGUACCACAAACUCAUGUGUUUCGGUCAUGGAAGGCAAGAGUGCAAAAGUUAUUGAGAAUGCUGAAGGAGCACGAACGACACCAUCAGUUGUGGCCUUUAACCAAAAAGGAGAAUUAAUUGUGGGCACUCCAGCAAAACGUCAAGCAGUCACUAACCCAACAAACACUAUAUUUGGGACAAAACGUUUGAUUGGGAGACGAUUUGACGAUACCCAGACACAGAAAGAAAUGGCGAUGGUUCCAUAUAAGAUUGUGAAGGCUCCAAAUGGAGAUGCUUGGGUUGAGGCCAAUGGGCAGAAGUAUUCUCCAAGCCAGAUUGGUGCAUUUGUUCUUACCAAGAUGAAGGAGACUGCUGAAGCUUAUCUUGGGAAGACAAUUAAUAAAGCUGUUAUUACUGUACCAGCUUACUUCAACGAUGCACAAAGGCAAGCUACCAAGGAUGCUGGGCGAAUUGCUGGUUUAGAUGUGCAAAGGAUCAUCAACGAGCCAACAGCUGCUGCACUGUCCUAUGGAUUAAACAACAAAGAGGGUCUCAUUGCCGUUUUUGAUCUUGGUGGUGGAACUUUUGAUGUUUCUAUCUUGGAGAUAUCUAAUGGUGUUUUUGAGGUGAAAGCAACAAAUGGUGAUACAUUCCUUGGAGGAGAAGACUUUGAUAAUGCCAUGUUGGAUUUCUUGGUUAGUGAGUUCAAGAGAACAGAGGGAAUAAACUUGACAAAGGACAGGCUUGCCCUCCAAAGACUAAGGGAAGCUGCUGAGAAAGCUAAAAUUGAGCUGUCAUCGACAACCCAGACUGAUAUUAACUUGCCAUUUAUCACAGCUGAUGCUUCUGGUGCUAAGCAUUUGAAUAUCACUCUCACAAGGUCGAAAUUCGAGGCUCUAGUGAACCACUUGAUUGAGAGGACCAAGAACCCAUGCAAAAGUUGUGUGAAGGAUGCAGGAAUCACAACCAAGGAGGUGGAUGAAGUUCUCCUUGUUGGUGGGAUGACUCGUGUUCCUAAAGUUCAGGAAGUUGUUACAGAAAUUUUUGGGAAAACUCCAAGCAAAGGAGUGAAUCCUGAUGAAGCAGUUGCCAUGGGAGCAGCUAUUCAGGGUGGUAUUCUUCGUGGUGAUGUUAAAGAACUGCUUCUACUUGAUGUCACUCCUCUAUCACUUGGUAUUGAAACACUUGGUGGUAUCUUCACCAAGCUGAUUGGUCGCAACACCACAAUCCCAACUAAGAAAAGUCAGGUAUUCUCAACAGCAGCUGACAACCAAACUCAGGUGGGGAUUAAAGUUCUGCAAGGUGAGCGUGAAAUGGCAUCCGACAACAAGUUAUUAGGCGAAUUUGAUCUUAUGGGUAUUCCUCCGGCUCCAAGAGGCAUGCCUCAAAUUGAGGUAACAUUCGACAUCGACGCAAAUGGUAUUGUGACAGUCUCAGCCAAAGACAAGACCACCGGUAAAGAGCAGCAAAUCACAAUCAGGUCAUCCGGAGGUCUCUCAGAUAGCGAGAUUGAGAAGAUGGUUAGAGACGCUGAGCUCCAUGCUCAAAAGGACGCAGAAAGGAAAGCACUUAUUGACGCCAAAAACACGGCGGAUACCACCAUUUACAGCGUCGAGAAGAAUUUGAACGAGUACAAAGAGAAGCUUCCUAGUGAAGUGGUCUCUGAAAUCGAAGCUGCUGUGGCUGAUUUGAGGAAAGCUGCCGGUGGUGAAGAUGUUGCAGAGAUUCAGGCCAAGAUUGAUGCUGCAAACAAGGCACAGUCUAAGAUCGGACAGCAUAUGCAAGGUGGUUCAGGAGGGUCUUCUGAUUCAGGGUCUGGGUCUGGAGGAUCGCAAGGUGGUGAACAAGCUCCUGAGGCGGAAUACGAGGAGGUAAAGAAGUAGAGAGAAUGUUUGAUAUGGUGUUAUGACUUGUUCAACAGUUAUUGUAUCUAAAAGGUACAACCAUGAGAUGAUAUGGGGUUUGGUAGUAGCAAUAAUCGUCACCUUUUGUUAUAUUUGCCAAUUGGGAACUAGAUACGUUUUUCAACCAAAAUUUUCAAUGAGAUUCUACUACUAGUUGAUCGGCUUGAUUCA
Molecule: messenger RNA, 2335 nt
Organism: Cynara cardunculus var. scolymus (artichoke)
Lineage: Eukaryota; Viridiplantae; Streptophyta; Magnoliopsida; Asterales; Asteraceae
Product: heat shock 70 kDa protein, mitochondrial
Exons: 6
Coding region: 92-2143 (683 amino acids)
Biological process (GO): cellular response to unfolded protein; protein refolding
Cellular component (GO): cytoplasm; mitochondrion
Molecular function (GO): misfolded protein binding; ATP hydrolysis activity; heat shock protein binding
Source: RefSeq, a predicted model, not a curated record